UUCAGCAAAAUAAGAUGAUGUACAAUUCAACAGGGAAUUUCAGUGACAACUCUACGUCGGAAUAUAAGGCUCCUCUUUUGGCAGUCCACUUCGUAUUAUUUCUUCUUAUUAUCAUUGGAAACUUAUGUGUUCUGUCCGCCAUUGCAAUAUCAGGACAAGGACGAAAGACCCGGAUGAAUUUCUUUAUUAUGCACCUUGCCAUAGCAGAUUUAAGUGUUGGACUUUUUUACGUGACAGCAGAGAUUGGACUCGUGGCGUCAAAUUACGAGUGGAUAGCUGGUGCAACAUUCUGUAAAUUACUACAUUAUAUGAAGGAACUAGUUAUAUUUGCCUCUACAUAUAUGCUUGUAUCCUUGAGUAUGGACCGAUUUGAUGCGAUAGCACGUCCAAUGAAAUUUUCACGCAAAGCGUUUCGGGCCAAACUUUUGGUAUGUUUAUCGUGGAUGAUGGCAGCCAUGUUUUCAGUCCCGUCUUUGGUUCUGUAUGACGUACGACAACACCAGGAAGCGUGGAAUCAGACCAUGUGUACUAUACACUUUCAACAGGACUGGAUGUGGCAGCUGUACUUCACGUUGGUAUUCUUAGCCUGCUUUCUGAUUCCUGGUAUUAUCAUAGCCGUUUGUUAUACACUAAUAGCUGUUAUUAUAUGGAAGAAGAGUAAAGCCAUUGAAGAGGGGUCAGAUGCUAUGUGUAGUUUACGAGAUGGACAAGAUUAUAAUCCCUCUGGAUGUGGUGUAGCAGGAAGUGUAAUUCAUCAAGCAAAGAUAAGGACAAUUAAAAUGACAUUCAUGAUUGUUACAGGUAAGCAAAGAUAA
Molecule: messenger RNA, 815 nt
Organism: Mytilus trossulus (common blue mussel)
Lineage: Eukaryota; Metazoa; Mollusca; Bivalvia; Mytilida; Mytilidae
Product: cardioacceleratory peptide receptor-like
Exons: 8
Coding region: 15-815 (266 amino acids)
Biological process (GO): G protein-coupled receptor signaling pathway
Cellular component (GO): membrane
Molecular function (GO): neuropeptide receptor activity; vasopressin receptor activity
Source: RefSeq, a predicted model, not a curated record